CAAAACCAUCACAGCGCAUUCCUGGGCAGCGCUCAGCUGCCAACAUCUGAUUAAAACCAUCUCUCUCGCUGUGAGUGGCUAACUAAACAGAGGCUACAAAACGGCUGGAUAUUUAAGCGGGCCGAGAGGGUCAGUCCGUUUGCCGGCUGCGGUGCGCGGAUCAUGCACAGAGCGGCUUCGAUCUAGUCUUGCCAACAUAGUAUGUUUGUUCACUGAGGAUUGCUAACUGGGUUCCAGUUGUGUUAUCAAGUGCAAGCAUUUCCUCCUGGAGUUGAGGCUGGCUUCUCACUAUGUCGAGCGAAGCAGAAACAGCGAGUGUCAACAGUCAGCCUGCCCAGCAACAGACACCUCUAAAAGUGCAACCUUCCAAAAAGGAGAAGAAGAAAGGUGUGGAGAAGACAGAAGAAUUCCUUUUGGCCAGAUUUCAAGGUGAUGGUGUAAGAUACAAAGCCAAACUGAUUGGAAUUGAUGAUGUUCCAGAAGCAAGGGGAGAUAAGAUGAGCCAAGACUCAAUGAUGAAACUAAAGGGAAUGGCUGUAGCAGCCCGCUCUCAAGGACAACACAAGCAAAAGAUAUGGGUGAAUAUCUCUCUUGCUGGGAUCAAAAUCAUAGAUGAGAAGACGGGGGUUAUUGAGCAUGAACACCCAGUCAACAAAAUCUCCUUUAUUGCUCGGGAUGUGACUGACAACCGUGCCUUUGGCUAUGUUUGUGGAGGAGAAGGGCAGCAUCAGUUCUUUGCCAUCAAAACAGCACAGCAGGCUGAACCACUAGUUGUAGAUCUUAAGGAUCUGUUCCAAGUAAUCUAUAACAUCAAGAAAAAAGAAGAGGAUGACAAGAGAAAGAAUGAAGAGGCCAGUAAAACCUGUGAGAAUGGCGGUGAUGAAGCAACUACUGAUCAAGCUGGCAAGAUCAAGCUGGGUGUUGAGCAGAUGGAUCUGUUUGGAGACAUGUCCACUCCUCCUGACCUGAACAGCCCCACAGAGGAGAAUAAAGAGAUCCUGUUAGUGGAUUUAAACUCUGAAAUUGAGGUCCUUCCGGCUUCUGUCAAGGGGGAGGAUCUUUUCUUGAAUGACAUCACACCUUCCCUACCAAUGCCAAAGCCGCAGCCACCUUUCUUGCCUGAAAAUGCUUUCUCUGCAAACCUCAGCUUCUUUCCUACCCCCAAUCCUGACCCUUUCCGUGAUGACCCUUUCACGCAACCUGACCAAUUGGCACAGCCCCCACUUGAUUCUUCUCUCCCAUCUGCCAAACAGAAGAUGGGAAGCGUGACUAGCCCCCCCAUGGGGAACAGCGGGGUGAAUGGGGAUGUAGACUACUUUGGGAAACAGUUUGACCAGAUUUCCAACCGGACUGGCAAGCAGGAAAUGCAGACCGGCCAGUGGCCACCUGAGAGUAAGCCAGUGCCACUAGCAGGGACGACUCCAAAUGGAGUACCAGAGAGAGAACAGAAUGGGUUUGCUGCCAAAUCCCCACUCAAUGUCUUCAUGGAGAGCUCUUCCAAAGGACUUCCCGUGCAAAAUGGAUUACGGCUAGACUCCGAGAGCAACAUCUCACAUGACUCUAUAACGAUUAGCCCACCUCCACAAAGUACCAAGCCAGGAAGAGGAAGAAGGACUGUUAAGAGCACAAGUAAUGAUUUGUUUGGCUCAGAUAUAUUUGCUCCUGGACAGAAUGCAACAGGUACACUGACUUCUGCACAGCAGCCAUCACCUGUACAAACCAGUCCUCUAGACCUUUUCAAGGCCAGUGUUCCCACGUCAGCUUCCAUGCCUGUACUGGGUGGUUUGCCUACUGCACCUUCCCCAACACCAGCUUGGGGCUCCCAACCUGCGGUCUUCGGCCAGUCACCUUCAGUCUUUCCUGGCUCUGUUUUGGGUGCCCGGUCUGCAAGCUUUACUCCACCUCUUGGUUUUGGUGCCACUCCGCAAGUUCCAAGCUGGAACCAGCCUGCUUCCUUGGGAGCACCAUCCCAGCCUCCAGCCCCUGAUCUCUGGGGUCAGCCUGCUAGUGUGUCUCCUCCUAACGCUUGGGCACAGCCGUCUUCCACUGGCAACCCCUUCCAGGUCAACCAGUUCCCAUCAACACUGGCCACCCAUCCUCCAUCUGUGCUGUCCCCCAUGUCAUCUGCAAGUCCGCCGCCGCCUCAGCUCCCUCCCAGAACUGUGCCUCCAAAGGAGCUCACCAGGAAAGAGAGUGAUGCCUUCACUGCUCUGGAUCCACUUGGUGAUAGAGAGAUAAAGGAUGUGAAAGAGAUGUUCAAGGACUUCCAGCUGACAAAGCCGCCUGCCGUGCCUGCAAGGAGGGCAGAGCAGCAGCAAGUACUGCCAAAGCCUGUUCCCAGGCACAAUGCAGGACCGUUUACCAAACCUGCUGGAGACCGAUUUGAGAAUCCUUUUAAGAUGGACCCUUUUGCUGCUCCCUCACAAAGUUCAACUACAGCUCCACAAAUGCUGUCUUCUGCUCCAUUUGGCGACCCUUUUGGAAAUCCCUUUGCAUAGCCUUGAUAGUCCAUACAGUGAACUUCAAGACAACAGUGUUGUGUAGCCAGUCCUGGGAUGGUGACACUCUCAUUGUUCUUGACCAGAAGUGAGUGUAAUCAACAAGGGAAUUACUGGACUGCUAUGACAAAUUCCUGUCUUCACUCUGCAUUAUCUGCCUCAUUCUUCAUCCACAUUUGGAUUGCAGUUUAUUCCAGGAAGUCCUUGGAUUCCAGCUACCUGAAGCCAAGGAAGGAAUUUGCUAGAGACCAAACUGGAACUGGUAGUGAACUUCUCCUCAUAUAGAUUUCAGUAUUUGAACACUCUGGUGUUUCCUAGUCCUUCACUCUCACUCCUGUCAAGGCUUGGAAGCACUUAACUGUAAAAUGAACAAGAAACUAAAACCCUUCUACAUGAAACUGCACGAGGUUUGAUUCACCUUCACUCAAAGGAAAGAGGACCAGGAUCUGAACUUUCACCUCUGGGUCACCUAGACCAUAAAACGGUCAAGUACUCUUUAGAUACUUCCUAGUCCUACUGCAAGCUUUUCAAAGUUCCAACACUCAAUUUCCCUCCCACCUAGAAUGUCAAGGUGAAUGUCUGAAUUACAAAAUGGGCAAAUACAAAUGUGUUUGGUAAGUUCUGAACAGCUCUAAUGACGACACAGUUAAAUGGAUCUUCAGAUACUCUUGAAAAUAUCUUGUCCAGGAUGGCUGAAAUGACUUUAAUGUUUUCUUCGCACAUCUAGAGUUACUGAACUGGUCUCUAGCAAGAUUCUUAGGUUCCUUAAGCAAACCAAGACUAAGAAAAAGAUGCACACAGAAACAGCAAAGUGUUUCUGAAAAGGCUUGGUGAACAUGUUAUUAAACUAGAAAGCAAUCAAACUUUAGGCAACACAUUGCAAUCUGGAAAAUAGAAGUAUGGUAUGGUUGCAGUCAUCUGCAUAGUGAUAAUGUCCCAUUUAAACGAAGGUCUUAAGAAACUAGGCAGAACGGAUUCAAGAGCCAGGAGUGUCACUCCAUAAUGGCACUUACCAAUACAAACUUGAAAGGAUAUCCAUGUUUAGGUAAAUGCAACGUUGGAGAUCUGCUUACUAGAAAAUUCUCAGUUUGCAGUGAUCUGUUCUUCCAGCCUGUUAUGAAUUAUGCUCUGUACAUACUCUACAGCACUUUCCUGGAAUGCGCAAAAAAAAGCUAUCAAUGUAUAUGUAUUUGUCUCUGACUGGAAAUGUAGGACUUUAGGGAUUGCAUUACACUGUAAAAAGCAGUUUGUCAAAUGGUCUUGACAAUUACAUGUAACUUCAUUUCAAGAGUGUAUCUCUAUAAAUGAAAAUACUUUAAGGUGAAA
Messenger RNA from Varanus komodoensis (Komodo dragon), 3824 nucleotides. RefSeq names its product DAB adaptor protein 2 (gene DAB2). The record is from RefSeq and is a predicted model, not a curated record. Gene Ontology annotation, cellular component: plasma membrane. Lineage: Eukaryota; Metazoa; Chordata; Lepidosauria; Squamata; Varanidae. Gene Ontology annotation, biological process: negative regulation of canonical Wnt signaling pathway; receptor-mediated endocytosis; positive regulation of endocytosis. Bases 291 to 2498 code for a protein of 735 amino acids. The transcript has 15 exons.